AGACCGACCAAUUGUGCAAGCUUUCGGAGAUAGCGCUCUAUCGUAUUCGCAAGUUUCGCGGUGGUUGAAAGAGUUUAAGGAAGGCCGGGAAGAGGUGGUUGACGACCCCCACGCUGGACGGCCGUCAACCAGCACAACCGACGACAAUUUCACCCGUGUGCGCGAUCUGUUAAAUUCUGACCGUUGGUUGAGUGUCCAGAUGAUUGCGGAAACUCUCAACAUUCCCAAAACAAUUGUACAUGAACUAGUGACCGAUAAAUUGCACAUGAGGAAGGUGCGUGCCCAAGCUGGUUCCCAAGCUUUUAACGGACGAUCAGAAGAAUUACGGGUGACUGUCGCGACUGAACUUCUCGAAUGCGUGAAAAUUGAGCCUUCUUUCUUGGAUAAUGUCAUUACCGGGGGUAAAACAUUGUGUUUCGAGUACGACCCAGAAACAAAACGUCAAAGCUGCAAGUGGCACACCUUGGGAUCCCCAAAACCGAAAAAAGCAAGAAUGAGCAAGUCGAAAAUGAAAACGAUGUUGAUUGUCUCUUUUGACGCCAAAGGUGUGGUUCACAAAUAG
Orussus abietinus is the source of this 562-nucleotide messenger RNA. RefSeq lists its product as uncharacterized. The transcript has a single exon. Lineage: Eukaryota; Metazoa; Arthropoda; Insecta; Hymenoptera; Orussidae. The record is from RefSeq and is a predicted model, not a curated record. Gene Ontology annotation, molecular function: nucleic acid binding. The annotation marks the transcript as partial.